AAUCGCAUAGUGCUCUCUAACGUCAAUUAGCCUCCUUCCUCCUUCGUCUUUGUUUCUUCAACCUUUCAACUUCUCGAACUCUCAAUUCGAAAUCCACGAUUGCCCUCUUCUUCGUCCACGACCUCCUUGCAAUCGAUACAAUCGAUAUCUACUUCCCCCCAAAUUGGAGUCGGUUGCUUCUAGGACGAUAUUUCGAAACCCGUUAUUUCGAAACCCGGACUAAAGAUGGGAAGGUUCAGUUGGAGGAAAAUUUUAGGAUGGGAUCGUCACCCGUCGCAAGGUCAUCAUGACUGGUCUGUCCAUGAAUCUCGCCGUAGACUCCUCCCCAUUCAUCGAGAAGAUUCGGUCGAGUCCGCCAUUCCCGCACCCGAAGUUACCAAGGUUGCCCUCCGUCUACGCUACCUCAUCGAGCAAGCUGUGCCAUGCGAACUCGAAGAAGAGCGCGUUACUCAGUCUCACAGUAGGAUAAUCACCCCUAAAGUUAUCAAAGCCGCCAAGGAGGCCGGCGGUAGAGAGAAUCGUUCGUGCGUGGUUUUCUGCCUUUUAGUUGUUAAGCGUUGGUUUAAACAUCAAGCUUUGGUCGAACUCUGGGAUGCCUCGCUACAUCAAGUCCGCGCAGUCGCCUGUGAGGUUAUAGCUAAGCAGAUCAUCGAGGCUGAAGACGAUAUACCAUAUCUGUUACAGUCUGUCUUGCUCAAACGCUAUUCGAUCGUCGUCGACGGCGAGGCCACGCCUCCUAUUAAUGUCAUCGAGAAGGCAGUCGAUCUGCACGCUCUACGUGUGAUCGGUUCUUCCGGCUAUCAAAAAUGCAUCAACUAUCUAUGGAAAGGCUGGCUUGUUCAGGAUGAGAACGACCCUUCCAGUUUCGUCGACUAUAAGGAUCGCGACAAUGUCCUUUUCCUCACACACCUUGAUCCUGACCGAAUGCGGGCCCCCAUGUACCAGAACGCCCUCCAACUGAUCAUGUCCAUCGUCUACCUGGCUCUUUACACAGGCGCGAUCAACACCAUUAACCCGGGUGGUGACCUUGACUUUGUCGAAAUCCUCCUCUACGUCUUCACCUUUGGUUUCGUAUUUGAUGAGCUCACCAAGCUAUAUAAAGCCGGUUACCAUAUCCUUAGUUUUUGGAAUGCGUUCAACAAUGCCCUCUACGCUCUUCUGAUGGUGUCGCUUGCCAUGCGCCUAGUCGCCUUCUCCCAUUCGCCGGAUGAUGGCAAUUCCCGUCGGAAGUUCAAUCAACUAUCGUACAACUUUCUCGCCUUUACGGCACCUAUGUUCUGGGCUCGCUUACUACUCUAUCUAGAUUCAUUUCGCUUCUUCGGCGCGAUGCUUGUUGUGAUCAAGGUGAUGAUGAAAGAGAGCAUUAUAUUCUUUGCCUUGUUAGUUGUCGUUAUCAUCGGCUUUCUCCAGGCGUUCAUAGGAAUGGACUACGCGGACGAUAUGGCCGGAGAAGACACAAUCUUCAUCCUUCAAGCCAUGGCCAAUGCCAUUAUGCAAAGCCCGGAUUUUAGUGGAUUUGAGCGUUUUAGCCCGCCAUUUGGAAUCAUCCUCUACUAUCUCUUCACCUUCGUUGUCAUGGUCAUUCUCCUAAACGUGCUCAUCGCACUCUACAAUAGCGCCUACGGGGAUAUCUACGACAAUGCCGACGACGAGUUCCUCGCGUUGUUUUCUCAGAAGACCAUGCAGUUUGUACGAGCCCCCGAUGAGAACGUUUUUAUUGCUCCGUUUAACUUGGUCGAAAUCUUCCUUUUGGUCAUCCCCUUCGAAUGGUGGAUGCCUAAAAACCAGUAUGAACGCCUCAAUGAUAUUGUAAUGGGCAUCAUUUACUCUCCGCUACUUUUCUGUUCUGCCUUCUUUGAAGUUAGGAUGGCCAGGGAGAUCCGAAGUAACAGGACAAGGGGUGAGGAGGAUGACGAUACAGAAGAAGAAUGGGAACAAAUGGCGAGUGAAGUCGACUUCGAAGGCGAAGGGUGGACGAAGAAGGUCGCGGAGAGCAAAGCCAAUAUCGAAGAUGACCCAGCCGUAAUCGAGGUCAGGAAGUUGAGAGACGACGUAGAGCAACUCAAAACACUUGUUGAGAAUCUCACAAAAAGCCUUAACGCCAAGGCCGAAAGUGAGAGUCUACUUUAGAUCACAUGGGCCCAGAAAUCACCGACGGGUGUUUUCGUUCUUAGUAACUUUUUGAUUACCAAGUCAUAUUAAGUGUUGGGGUUUUGCAUCGUUAUAGCUGUAGCUCUUGGGUUGCAUCGGAGUUCUAAUUAGUUAGACGAGGACGAUUGUACAUGGAUGCGUUAUAUGGAGAUAUGAUAUAGGAUGUUCCGGGGAUUGGAGUCGGAUACCCUCGCGACGAAUGUCUCGGCUGUGCAUUUGUAUAUCGUCGUUUUCACAGUCAACGAAGCAUGUAAAAAAACAAGAACAGAAACAUUAUGUUGAUGGCAAGAAGUUGGGCCCAACUAGUGGCAUGCGCCGUUGCUACCAAAU
This is a messenger RNA of Annulohypoxylon truncatum, 2481 nucleotides long. RefSeq lists its product as uncharacterized. Gene Ontology annotation, biological process: transmembrane transport; monoatomic ion transport. The coding region runs from base 226 to 2130 and encodes 634 amino acids. The transcript has 2 exons. Gene Ontology annotation, cellular component: membrane. Lineage: Eukaryota; Fungi; Ascomycota; Sordariomycetes; Xylariales; Hypoxylaceae. The record is from RefSeq and is a predicted model, not a curated record. Gene Ontology annotation, molecular function: monoatomic ion channel activity.